This is a messenger RNA of Dracunculus medinensis (Guinea worm), 3120 nucleotides long. The record is from the annotation of a GenBank genome assembly. NCBI's taxonomy places the organism in Eukaryota, Metazoa, Nematoda, Chromadorea, Rhabditida, Dracunculidae.
UGGUUUUGCAAAACGAGAGAGGAUGAGCAUAAACUCAUAGCUAAAAUGGCGAAUCUCGUGCAGGAGACCUUUUCAUGCAUUCGAACUGUCAUUGCAUUUUCGGCGCAGAAACAGACAAUUAAUAAGUACGAAAGGUUGACUAUAGAGCAUAACAGAAUGACUGAACAACGUCUCACAGCUUCAUCAAUAUAUGAUGCUUUGGCUCAGGUUUUACUAACUGAAAUCAUAUUUACUGGUGCGCUUUGUUAUGGAAUGUGGCGAGUAGAAGAUAAGAAGUCAGGACGCCUCACAGCGCUUGCAAUAAAUAUGCUAUAUAUGUGUGUGACAUCGAUAAGUAUUGGUUUUCAUUUAACUGGAGCAUCGACAGCUCGCACCAGUGCUAAUGAAAUGAACACAAUUUUGGAAGAAACACCGAAUAUCGAAUGCAAUGUGAAUCGACAUAAAGAGAGUAUGAUGAAACCAAAGGGAAAAGGCGCUAUCGUCUUUUCUAAUAUACGUUUUGCAUACCCAACUCGACCUGAUAUUGAAGUCCUUCGUGGUGUUUCAUUUACGGUGAGAACUGGAGAACAUAUUGCAAUAGUCGGUCCAAGUGGUUCAGGAAAAAGCACUCUCACUGCAUUGAUACUCAGAUUUUACGACCCGAACAGUGGCUCAGUGACACUUGAUGGCGUUAAUUUGAAGCGCUUGAAUCCUGAUAAUUUGCGCGCUCAACUGGGACUAGUUAGCCAAGAACCAGUUUUAUUUGAUGGUACCAUCAGUGACAAUAUUCGCUACGGAAGACUGGACGCAACUCAAACUGAAAUAAACGAAGCAGCAAGAAAAGCAGAAGCAUGGCAAUUCAUUUGUGCCUUACCUGAAGGAAUGAAAACAAGAGUAGGCGAUCGAGGGCUGCAACUCUCAGGAGGUCAAAAGCAACGUGUUGCAAUAGCUCGAGCUGUGAUCCGCAACCCGUCAGUGAUGAUUUUCGAUGAAGCAACAUCAGCCCUGGACAAUAAACACGAAGUUGAAGUGCAGAAAGCUAUUGAUGCUGCAAGUCAGGGUGUUACUACUAUAACAAUUUCACAUAGGCUAAGUACAGUGCGAAAUUCAGACAGGAUAAUUGUUUUGGAAAGUGGAUUAAUUGUUGAAGAAGGCACUCCCGAAGAACUACUAGCCAAACGUGACGGAAAGUUUUUCCGGAUGUACAAUGACCAAAAACUUGAUUCACUUUCAGUUAUUCCAAAGGCAAAGGCAAAAGCUUCACUAGCAGCUCAUUUCUCUAUGGCACCAGCUGAUUUUAUGGAUCCUGAGACAUACCGUCGAGCAUGGGCUAGAUCAUCACUCGGUGCUCAUAAACGGUUAGGAAAAUCCUAUUCCGUGUUGAGCACCGAUCGUGCCAAAUUGGCAUUGCCUGUAAUGUCUAAAAAACGCAGUGUCAUGGAUACACCAUUGAAGACCAAUAUUAUGGAAGUUGCUAUGGAUGACAAGAGUUUUGAUGACGAAUUUGCUCUCCCUGGAAAAGACACUAAUUUCAAUGCUGUAUGGAAUUUGAUUAAAAGUUAUAAGGGAGGCUAUGCUCACUUGGCUAUUGCGAUACCAGUUACAAUCUUGCGCGGUUUCUUCUUUCUCUUAGUCUGUUUCGAAGUCGCAUCUGUUCUCGAAAUUGCAACAGUACCUGAGGAAGAAAAGUCACAGCAAGUUUUUAUAACGGCGGCUGUAUACACAGCACUCAUUAUAAUUAAAACAAUGUUUGAAGCAGUUGGGAGAUUAUUUAUUGCUUUAUAUGGGCAUGGCUUCUGUGCGUAUUUAAGAAGUGAAAUGUUUCGACGAAUUUUACGCCAUGGAGCGGCAUAUUUCGAUGAGGAAACCAAUUCUCCGGGAAGAUUAGUGCACAAACUUAUGUCCGAUACUACAAGUUUAAAUAGGAUCUUGGGUGAAAAGCUUGAUCUUCUACUUCCUGCUAUGAUAUGUUCAAUUGUUUCGGUGUCUGUCGCGAUUUUUAUAAACUGGAAAUUGGCUGUUUUAUGCGGCUUCCAAUUCCCAGCCUUCUUUUUAUUUCGACUGGUAGAGUUACGUGAGACCAGUAAACGGCAACGACAAAUGGCCGAACAAGAGAAAAAGGCAACAAAUCUAGCAACUAUUGUACUUUCAAAUAUGAGCACAAUAAAAGCCUAUACUCUUCAGGAGCAUUUUAAUCAAAUUUUUUGUGAUGCUCUCAAACCUCUUCAAAAAACAAUGAAACGGCAGUCCUGUGUCAGUUCAUUUGUGUUCGCGUGUCAGUUUAGUUUUGCUUAUAUUCUUAUUGCUGUUACACUUCACUUUGGUAAAGUAAUGAUGUUAAGCAAUGAAAUUUCGCCAUUUAAUUAUAUUAGAGUUGUAUUGCUAACACAAUUUGGUGCGAAUUUCAUAAGUCAACUUAUUGCAUCAAUAAGUAAUUUAUCAAAAGCUCGAGUUGCGGCAGAGAAUAUUGUUAAUGUUAUCAAGGAGAAUGCUGUUGAUAUGAAUAACUUAAGUGAUGAAGGGUUGAGACCGAAAAUAACGGGAAGAUUGGCAUUAAAAAAUGUGGAAUUUCGGUAUCCUUCGAGACCUAUAUUACCAGUGCUCAAAAAUCUCAAUAUUAAGGUGAGGCCAGGUGAGUCAAUUGCUAUUGUUGGACCAUCGGGGUGUGGGAAAAGCUCAAUUUUGUCUUUAUUUCAACGAAUGUAUAAUCCUACAAAUGGUGAAGUGCUUAUUGAUAACCAUAACGUAAAGUCAAUAAAUCCUGCUUAUUUGAGAAGGGUCGUUGUAUCAGUUGGACAAGAACCAACGCUCUUUUCAUUCACUAUUCGUGAGAAUAUCGCAUACGGGUUGCCUGAUGAUGAAGCAACAGAAGAAAAAAUAACCAAAGCAGCAGAAAUCGCCAAUAUCCAUGAUUUUAUUUUAUCAUUACCUCAAGGAUACAACACAGAAGUUGGAGAAUUUGGGGCACAACUGUCCGGAGGGCAAAAACAGCGAAUCGCAAUAGCUCGUGCCAUUAUACGCGAGCCUAGAAUUCUUUUGUUAGAUGAAGCUACAGCAGCACUUGAUACCGCCAGAACCCACCAAGAAUUAAUGAAAGCUAAAGGAAUUUAUUACGAGAUGAACCAGCAGGAAAUUGAUUAA